Molecule: messenger RNA, 2532 nt
Organism: Leptosia nina
Lineage: Eukaryota; Metazoa; Arthropoda; Insecta; Lepidoptera; Pieridae
Source: the annotation of a GenBank genome assembly
AUGGAUACUCCAACCGGUUCUCCAAAUAUGUUACCACCGGCGCCGAUGAUUCCUCCGCCUAUGUUAGGUGGUAUGCCUCCACCCAUGCCACCAAGUGUUGCAAUGCCUCCAGUACCUGGGAUGCCAGCUAAUAUGGCUGCUAUUCCACCACCACUUGGUUUUCCACCUAUGAUGGCUCCCUUUACUAUGCCACCACCUGGAUUUCCUACAUUUAAAUCAGAGUUAACAGCUCCUGCACCAGAAAUAUCACCAAUGACAAAUCAGAGCAGCCCGUGGUCAGAACAUAAAGCUCCUGAUGGGCGUACAUAUUACUAUAAUUCUAUUACUAAACAAAGCCUGUGGGAAAAACCCGAUGACUUAAAAACUCCUGCAGAAAAAUUGUUAUCAGCUUGUGUUUGGAAAGAAUAUACAACUGAUGCAGGUCGUGUGUACUAUCACAAUAUAGAAACCAAGGAAUCCAGUUGGGUAAUUCCAAAAGAACUUCAAGAAAUAAAGGAAAAAAUAGAAGCUGAGGAAGCAGCACAGUCCGCUUUAAAUUCAGAAAUUUUAGCAGCUGAUGUACCUUUGCCUGCUUCCCCUGCAAUAUCAACACAAAUGUCUGGAAGUUCAGCGUUAGAUGAGGCGAUGGCUAAAACUCUGGCUGCAAUUGACCCAUCUUUGACAAAUGCAAUUCCAAUACCUGAUGAAAUAGUAAAACCAGAGGAAAUAGUGGCGCCCCCCAGCCAAGUAAAUAAUAACGAAGGCGCAGAUCAGCCGUUAGAGCUACAAUACAAGGAUAGGAAGGAAGCUAUCGAAGCUUUUAAAGAACUUCUCCGUGACCGGAAUGUACCGUCCAACGCUACUUGGGAGCAAUGUGUUAAGAUAAUAUCCAAAGACCAGCGAUAUGCAUCGUUCAAAAAAUUGAGUGAAAAGAAACAAGCUUUUAAUGCUUAUAAGACUCAAAAAUUGAAAGACGAAAGAGAAGAGCAGAGAUUAAAAACCAAAAAGAAUAGAGAAAACUUAGAAGAAUUUAUAUUAACAUGUGACAGAGUUACUUCGCUCACUAAAUACUAUAAAUGUGAAGAAAUGUUCGGUAAUCUUGAGAUCUGGCGCUGCGUUCCCGAGUCGGAUCGUCGUGAUAUAUAUGAGGACUGUAUUUUUACUAUAACUAAAAGAGAAAAAGAGGAAGCCAAAGCUUUGAAAAAGCGAAACAUGAAAACUUUAGCUCAGGUCCUAGAAAAUAUGAGUGAAAUAACAUACAGUAGUACUUGGAGUGAAGCUCAGGUUUUACUUUUGGAGAAUUCCUCAUUUAAAAAUGAUGUCAGUUUAUUGGGAAUGGACAAAGAGGAUGCUCUCAUUGUGUUUGAACAACAUAUAAGGAACUUGGAGGGGGAAUAUGUUCAAGAAAAGGAGCAGGUGAAGAAACGUAAUAAACGCCAGCAGAGGAAAAAUAGAGAUAAUUUUUUGGCACUUCUUGAUGGGCUCCACGAAGAGGGAAAACUUACAUCAAUGUCCCUGUGGGUUGAACUGUACCCAGUAAUAUCUGCUGAUAUAAGAUUUUCAGCUAUGCUAGGACAGAGCGGCUCCACGCCAUUAGAUUUGUUUAAAUUUUACGUGGAAAAUCUGAAGGCACGCUUCCAUGACGAAAAGAAAGUGAUCAAAGAGAUUCUGAAGGAGAAACAGUUUGAAGUGAAACCAGACACUACAUUCGAAGAGUUUGCAACCGUUGUCUGCGAAGACAGCAAGUCCGCUUCUUUAGAUGCCGGCAACGUUAAACUUACUUAUAACUCACUCCUCGAAAAGGCUGAAGUUAAAAACAAAGAAAAGAUUAAAGAGGAAUCGAAAGCUCAAAAGAAGGUGGAGGGUGCAUUUAAGUGGGCCUUAAGCGAAGCGGAUAUAGACCAUGGAUUACCGUGGAAUGAAGUGCGCGAUAAGCUUGAUCUCACUGCACCGGAAUUUGCCGCUAUUUCAGAUGAAGAAAACCGAAUUCGCAUAUAUAAGGACUUCCAACAUGAACAAGAGAACAGCUGCAUGCAUUAUCACCAUCCUAAACCUAAGAAAUCUAAAAGGUCAAAGAAGAAGAAGAGGUCGCGAUCUGCUUCAUUGUCGGGUUCCGGGUCACCGUCGCCAAUGGAGUCACGUGAGGAAAGAAGUCCCAGGAAAGAAGAAAGGGAAAAGGAGAAAGAAAGGGACAGUUCGCUUGAAAAGGGGGAGGUAGUACGCUCACCAACACCACCUUCUCCGACGCACUCUUCAGACGACACUAAGAAGCACAAGAAAUCGAAGAAGAAGCACAAGAAACAUUCUCCGCCACCGAAAUCGCCUACUCCGGAAGAAGGUGGCAUAUCUGAAGAGGAGGCCGCCCGGCCUAAGAAGAAAAGCAAACGAUCCGCACCAUCUAGCCCUGACGAUGAAGGAUCACACAAGCCAAAAAAGAAAAAAGAGAAGAAGGACAAAAAAGAAAGGUCGAGCGGUGCGCUGUGGAGCGACGCCGAGUUGGAGUCGCGCCGCGCUGCCCUCCUCGCCCAACUGCACGAGCAAGAGACGGACUGA